Acinonyx jubatus (cheetah) is the source of this 495-nucleotide messenger RNA. RefSeq lists its product as uncharacterized. The coding region runs from base 1 to 495 and encodes 164 amino acids. NCBI's taxonomy places the organism in Eukaryota, Metazoa, Chordata, Mammalia, Carnivora, Felidae. The transcript has a single exon. The record is from RefSeq and is a predicted model, not a curated record.
AUGUCCCCCGAGGCCCGCGCCCCGGACACUCUCCUCUGCGCCGUCUCAUCCCCGGAGGGCACCGGUGCUGGGACCCGCGUCCCCUCAGAGGCCUGCGGAAGCGCCACCUCGUCCAGCGACAGAUGCCCCCUCUCCUCAGCUCACGCCCGCCCAGCCCGCGAGACGCACGGGGGCCUGACCCCCGACCCCCCUGGACACCAGGCGCACGGCGCCACCCGCCGCCCCCGGCCCGACCGGGCACUUCUCUGUCCCCGGGCCGCGCGUGGCUGCCCCCGCUGCGCCACAGCCCGUGGCCCCAGCCCAGGCCCGGCCGCCCUGGGGACGGGGAGGUGCGCCUGCCGGGGCCGCCGGUCACCCUGCACCGUGGGCCCCUGUCCCCGCACGGGGGGCCCCGGAGCCCCUCUUUCUUCUUCAAUACCCAUGGGAGGGCGGCUCCUACCUGCAUGGCCUCCCUCGGCGGGGGCCGCCCUGCAGAGUCCAGAAAGUGGACUGUGA